Molecule: messenger RNA, 3708 nt
Organism: Stylophora pistillata
Lineage: Eukaryota; Metazoa; Cnidaria; Anthozoa; Scleractinia; Pocilloporidae
Product: mannosyl-oligosaccharide glucosidase
Biological process (GO): protein N-linked glycosylation; oligosaccharide metabolic process
Cellular component (GO): endoplasmic reticulum membrane
Molecular function (GO): Glc3Man9GlcNAc2 oligosaccharide glucosidase activity
Source: RefSeq, a predicted model, not a curated record
UCGAUGCGCCAUUAGUUAUAAACAAGAGUGAAAUGGAAAUGAGUCGCUUCUGGGGAACAUAUCGAUCUAACCUCUACUUUGGGCUGCGUUCAAGCAACCAGGCUUAUUUGAUUAACCCAGGCCAUGCUGUUGGAGAGUGACUUAACCAGUGGAUAGUGUCAUUCAGCCUUUGAACAAGCAGGCUAUAGAGUUCAUGUACCCAUUCUCUCAUAAGGCAUUUGCUAAUUAUGGUGUACAGAAUGGAUCUCUCUUUGCCAUAGUUUAGACAAAACAUAUUUUCCCCAUAAUGGUGUUUCAAAGUAGUAAACUUUGAAUUCUCAUGUUCAGAGUAGAGUAAAUGGCUCAAAGGUUUGUUUAGUGUGAAAUGUUGAGGGAAUGCCGUGAACAUCUGAGUGAGUGUUGGGUUUGGGAAGAGUACAGUUACUCAUCAUUUCAACAUUUUGAUAACAUUGAUGCUUUGAUGGAUCAAUUUUCCUUAAAUGAUAAGAAAAUUAAGGUGGCUUUGAACCAUAAUUAUGUACUGAUUUGUUAAUGCUAUGUGAAAAUAUGAAAUUCAGUUAUUUUGAAAGUGAUGGUCACUGAUUGAACUUUCUUUGAGUCACAGGCACAAAAAAAGGAACAAAAUUAAGUGUUUCUCACAGGCUGCAUCGUGGCUUUAUUUUUUUGUUCUCAUUUCCAAGAAAAUAGGUUAAUAAAGGUUAGGAAGCUACCAUCUAUAAAGCAUUAAAUUAUUUACAUUAACUAAACCAUCUUUGGUGGCCUUAAAGAGACACAUUUAUAGAGUUAGGAAUCAGACCUGGAUGUAGCCAAAAACCACUUUUACAUUUACUGUAACAAUGUAAGUUCACUAGUUUAAUGGAGAGAUUGAUUUUGAGACCAGUCAGUACUACUGGAUCAAAGAAGACCACCAGACCUUUAACAAGUCUUUGUGUGGGAAUAUCAAGAGUAAUAUUACCCCUUUCAUCUCUAUAAUGCUACAAAGAUUGUAUGAUAUUGCAGUGGAAAAUGAAUACUUAAUUAUGCUUUUGUCUGUUUAAUUUAGCUGGCCACCUUCCAGAAGGUUUUGUGUGGAUUGAACUAGCUCAGUUACAAGUCUCUUUCUUAUGUCCACAGAACAAGGAGUCCUAAGUCCCUCAUGACAGGUUUAAUGUGGUUUCCUCAGCUUUCGCAGGAUGGUCAACUAACUAUUCGCCACACUUGUGAACAGUCUGAUGGGCUUCCCAAGUAUGGCUGGCUUAAACAUGAUGGCACCAACUUCGGCUCUCAGGAGAUAGUUGACAAAGAUUUUGUGUUGAAUACGGACUUUGUAAAAAGGUUGGGUGGAGAUCAUGGUGGAGACUGGACUGCAAGAAUUUCAGGAAAGAGAAUGGGAAACCCCAGGCAGAUGGUCUCCUUACUGUUCUAUACCACUCACGAGGGAGAAGCUCAACUGCAGCCGGUUGUCCACAAGAACACACUUACGGGGCUGCGUGGUUACACGCCUGAACUUGGUUCUUUCACCAUGCAUUUUCCACGCCCCUCCAAGGUCUUGUUUUCGUCGUUUUUAGCUAUGCACACACCACACGUGCAUUCUGUCAAGGAAACCGUGAUGCAGAAUAUGCGCGUGGCGAAAACGAAAGGGGGCCAGAAUAUGCAGCUGCUUGCCUUGGCAGGUCACGUGACUAAACGUGACCAGAAUGGCCGUGAGUUACCGGUGAACCUGUUUGUACAGCAAUGGGUUCUCGAGCUUCCUUUCGAUGUGGAAUUUGUGUUUGAGUCUGAAAGUUUCACAAGCAGGGAGGAAAGGCUGAUAGGGGCUGCUUUCACGAAUCUUAGAGAUAAACACAGCACCGAAUUUGACAAAAGAUUUGAAGAGAAGUUUUCGUUGAAGGCUAAAGGGUUUGGUGAUGAUGAGGUUGAAUUUGCACAGGCUGGGUUAAGUAAUAUGCUUGGAGGCAUUGGAUAUUUUUAUGGAAGCUCAAAAGUGAUUUCUCGGUUCUUCAAGGAACCGACAGAUUACUGGGAAAGCGCUUUGUACACUGCGGUUCCAUCACGUCCUUUCUUUCCUCGAGGUUUCCUCUGGGAUGAAGGCUUCCACCAACUACUAAUCAGUCAGUGGGACACGGAUAUCAGCAAAGAUGUCAUUGGUCAUUGGCUGGAUUUGAUCAACAUCGAAGGUUGGAUUCCUCGUGAACAGAUUCUUGGGGACGAAGCCCGGACAAAGGUACCUUCAGAUUUCGUCGUACAGCACAACGAAAACGCAAACCCACCCACUCUGAUUCUGCCCAUCAAGUCGAUGGUGGAUAAGGGCGUGUUAGAUGAAGGGUAUUUGCGGAAGAUUUUUCCUCGCCUGAAGGCCUGGUUUAAUUGGUUCAACACUACACAGCUAGGAAGCCUACCAUCCACGUACAGGUGGCACGGCAGGGAUGCUAAGACAGACAAAGAGUUGAAUCCUAAGACGCUCACUUCCGGGUUGGAUGAUUAUCCCCGGGCGUCGCACCCGUCAGACGAUGAAAGGCACGUUGAUCUACGUUGUUGGAUGGCAUUUGCUGCUGGACUGAUGGCUGACAUCGCUGAGGCUGUGGGUGAGAGGUCAGAUGCCGGUCUUUACAAAUCGACAAAUCAGUAUCUGUCAGAUAACGGGCUGUUGGACAAGUAUCAUUGGUCUUCAGAGGAGGAGACGUAUAGCGAUUUUGGGAAUCAUACCAAGCGUGUGAAGCUUGUUCAGCGUGUUGUGAAUCCGAAUCAACCCGGUUCGCCCAAAAAGACUGUUCGGGCCGUAACAUCAAAACAGGGUCCUUCUCCUAAGUACGUGAACGCAGUUGGUUACGUCAGCUUGUUUCCAUUCCUGCUUCAAAUCCUAGAUCCCGCUUCACCAAAACUUGAAAAAGUCCUCACACAGUUAAGAGACCCGAAGAAGCUGUGGAGUAACUACGGUAUACGGUCCUUGUCCAAGAGCGACCCGGUUUACAAGAAGCACAACACUGAACACGAUGCCCCUUACUGGAGAGGAGCUAUAUGGAUCAACAUCAACUUCCUGGCUGUGAGGGCCUUAAACCACUACGCCAGUAUCUCGGGACCUUACCGGGACACAGCUAAAACGAUUUACACAGAUUUACGACAAAAUCUAAUCAAAAAUAUGUUCAGCGAGUACGAGAGGUCAGGGUUCAUAUGGGAACAGUACGACGACGGGACGGGUCACGGGAAGGGCUCUCAUCCUUUCACAGGGUGGUCCUCUCUUGUGGUACUCAUGAUGUCGGAACAUUUUUAAAAAUUGUAGCAUGGAUUUUAUAAAAUUUCUAGAAAAUUAAUAUAGACUAUUGAUCGUGACUCGAAUGAACGCUCUAAAAGAGAUUUUUCUCCGUAGCUUGUUAAAGGGAGCUUUUUAAUGGAGUGUCGUAAACCCCAAAGUAAUCAGAGCAGUCAAGUAGAGGAAAGGAAAAAUACAACUACAUGUUAGGCUUCUUUAAUUGCUCCAAUAAGCUCCCAUCCUUGCAAGGCCCUUGUUCAUAAUAAAUCCCCUCCUCCUUAAUAAUCCCUCUGCUUAUUAAGCCCCCUCUCUAACAGGCCCCUUCUCGAUUCUCUCCUAAAAAAGGCCCCUUCUUCCUCCUCUUCCCCUCCUCUCUCCCAACCCCGUUCCCAGUGUCUCUCAUCUUCCUUUGUACUCAUCUAUGGCGUUAUUUGUACUCUAAGGAGUGUAGUUGGAUAAUAAAUACUUUUAUCACACGA